This is a messenger RNA of Lactuca virosa, 345 nucleotides long. Lineage: Eukaryota; Viridiplantae; Streptophyta; Magnoliopsida; Asterales; Asteraceae. The record is from the annotation of a GenBank genome assembly.
AUGAACUGCAUUCCAAUUGUGAUUGCUCUUUCUCAAAGGGGGGUACAGAUCCAUUCUCCACAAUGUAGUGCUUGUGUAUCCGGAAUGGAAUCAACGGAUCACAUGUUACUUAAAUGUCCUUUUGCUGUCGAAAUCUGGAACCAGAUUUGGGAUUGGUGCGGUAUCACACCCAAUAAAUUCUCUUGUCUAAAGGAGAUGUUAACCUACACAACCAUGAUAGGGCAAUGCCCAAAACGCACGACAACAUUACUCUCAAUCAUUUCUGGUGCAAUAUGGGGUAUAUGGAAAGAAAGGAAUGAUAGAAUCAUUAACAACAAAAUUCACCUCCCCGGAAUUGGUGUUUGA